Messenger RNA from Helianthus annuus (common sunflower), 717 nucleotides. Its product is annotated as PKS-NRPS hybrid synthetase CHGG_01239-like. Gene Ontology annotation, biological process: regulation of DNA-templated transcription. The record is from RefSeq and is a predicted model, not a curated record. The coding region runs from base 1 to 717 and encodes 238 amino acids. NCBI's taxonomy places the organism in Eukaryota, Viridiplantae, Streptophyta, Magnoliopsida, Asterales, Asteraceae. The transcript is spliced from 3 exons.
AUGGACGGAAAGACUCCUAUGCAGGCACUUGAAAGCGUGCUGCAUGAAAACCGAUUCAUUUACGACACCCGACAGGAACCCAAAACAGAUGUCGUUGUGGGUUUGACGUCGACCAAUAAGUCUUUUUGUAUCGCACAUGCCGUUAUUUGCAAAGAACGAAGGGAUAACUUUGUGUGGGUGCUUGAGCGGAUCAAGUCAAUGUUGCAUGAAUGUAUGAUGCCGCGUGUGAUAGUAACGGAUAGAGAGCUAGCCCUAAUUAACGCGUGUGCUAAAGUAUUCCCGAACGCGUCUAGGUUUCUAUGUCGGUUUCACAUCGAACAAAAUAUAUGUAAACAUUGCAAGCAAGGGUUCAAUAAAUUAGAUAGGGAGAAAUUUCUAUCGUAUUGGCGGAGAGUGUGCGACUCUGCUUCAGAGCCCAUGUACAAGUACAACUUGGACAAAUUGUAUAACCGACUCGUGGUUGCCAACCGGGAAAGGGUCUUUAAUUAUGUCUACGAAAACUGGCUCAAAUACUAUAAAGAAAUGUUCGUUUGUGCGUUGACUAAUAAGUGUCGCAACUUUGGUCAGCGCACCACCAACAGAGUUGAGAGCCAACACGCAAACUUAAAAAGAUACCUUACGCGUGGGAGUUCAUUGGAGCGAAUAGCAAGAUGCGUCAUUGAUAUAGUUGAAACUCAAUUAGGGGAAAUACAAAAAAAGUUUAACCGAAAGCAUUGA